AGUCGGUCACUCUCUGUUUUCAGAGCUGAAUCGCUGCUUCUGGAAGCUGCAACUCGCUGCAAACGCUGACAAGAUGGAGAACGGCAGCGUGAUGGAGAGGGCCGUCUUCAACCGAGCCGUGGAGAGAAUGAACUCAGGAGGUGAUGAGCAGAGCGACUGUGGAGUGCAGGAGCCCCUGAAGGUGGAGAUGAAAAUCCAAAAGCGUGUGACGGCGACAUCGGUGAGGAUGUGGCGUUUCCUGCUCGUCGCUGCCUUCAUCGUUCCCACCGCGACCGAACUGGUGGAUUCAGUGUCAGACUGUGCUGAGUUUCUGCUUAACAAACGUCCACCACAGAUCCCGGGAAUCUUAGAAGGUGGAACCAUCCAGAACCAGAACCGAUACAAAGUCAUCUGCCAGACUUUUAUGGACCAAAGAAGAUUUCUGACGCUCUACGACAUCAAGAAGAGGAUUCCAGUGUUUUCUGCCUACAAGUACAAAGGGGAACAAGACAAGGGAAGGCCCAAAACACCUUGGAGAACAGAGCCACAGCUUGAAGAAAGAAACGACAACAUGAGAGACGACCAGUACAUCAACCAGGCCAGUAACGCUGAUUAUAAAACAGACAACAAACAACGGUAUAAUAGGGGCCAUUUAUUUCCAGUUUCUCAUGCAUUCAACACAGAUGACAAAAAGUCAACCUUCACCCUGACAAACAUUGUUCCACAAGCAGUCACUUUCAACGGUGGCAGCUGGGAAAAAAUGGAGAGCUGCACCAAAUGUGCCCUACAAGAGUACUGCCAUAUUAAUAAUGGUGACCCUGAAGGCUUUGUAGUGACGGGAGCACGGCCCAGCGAGAGCAACACACUCAACAACAGGGUUAACAUACCUUCCAUGCUCUGGACAGCAUUCUGCUGUCGCAUUCGCAACACAAACAGGUGGUUAGCCAGCGCACACUGGGGCGACAACAUCGCAGAAUAUGGAUCUAAAUAUCUGCAGACGAAGAGUUUGGCACAACUCCAUCAAGAGCUGAGCUCAGUGGGCUCAGCUUUUGAGGCGUUUCCUGGAAAGGAGUGUCCUCUCCACACAAAUGUUGCUGAGUUUCACACAGAAGAUGGUAAGCAAUGCCAAUGCCAUCGCUAGGCUAUAAACACAACUGCCCCUCCCACUACCACAACUACCAGCACUAAUACUACCACAACUGCAACUGGUAAACCUCAAAAUACUACGACUCCACCAACCACAACAGCCACAGUCAAUACAGACACAACCAACACCUCAUCCACUCCGACUACCACAACUACUGCUACCAGUACUACUGCUACUACUACUACCACCACGACUACUACUACUACUACUGCUACUAUUCCUGCAAAGAAACAAGAAACAAAAUAAUGAGGACAAUGGGCAAGAAGGAAAUCAGGAACGACCAGGAGGAAAUGAUGAAGCUCCAUCUGGUAGUUCAGGAGGAAGCGGUGGAGGCAUAGCUGGUAUACUGGGAGGUAUACUGGGAGGUAUACUGGGAGGUAUACUGGGAGAUGUAUCUACAGUUGCUGUCCCGACAAUGACUGAUCCCAAAACUAACACAGACUUCGAGACAUCAACAACUUUUAUUUCUGCAACUAUUAAU
Stegastes partitus (bicolor damselfish) is the source of this 1607-nucleotide messenger RNA. RefSeq lists its product as uncharacterized. Gene Ontology annotation, molecular function: metal ion binding; hydrolase activity; nucleic acid binding. Lineage: Eukaryota; Metazoa; Chordata; Actinopteri; Pomacentridae. The transcript is spliced from 4 exons. The coding region runs from base 74 to 1120 and encodes 348 amino acids. The record is from RefSeq and is a predicted model, not a curated record.